GGGUUUGGUUGGUCGGUUCGCUGUGAGUUUCUCGGAGUUACGCUUGCCUUUCCGAGUUGAGCUCGCGUGGAUUGUAUUUUUGUGCAAAGACUGAGUGUCGUGACUUAAAAACUAUUCGACAAUGUCGUCCAAAACAAAAAAGACUGUGACAUCCUCGUCAAACAUAAGUGUUGUGUCAUCCGUUCAGAGCCCACAACAAUCGAGCACUCCUGUUGGAAGCCGCCCUUCUAGCUCUGCCGGCCGGCCCAGCAGCCCGCUUAGUCCUACAAGACACACCCGCUUACAAGAAAAAGAUGCGUUACAAAACUUGAACGAUCGUCUGGCGGCCUAUAUUGACAAGGUCCGCCAGCUUGAAAGCGAAAAUUCGGGAUUACGUCGAGAGAUCCAAACUACACAGGAGGUGGUCACACGUGAAGUUUCUAACAUCAAGGGGAUGUACGAGCAUGAGCUACAAGAUGCUAGAAAGUUGUUAGACGAUACAUCCAGAGAAAAAGCAAAGUUAGAGAUUGAUUUGAAGAGAUUGUACGAAGAAAACGACGACCUUAAGAAGCGCUUGGACAAGAAGACCAAAGACUGCACCCAGGCGGAGAACUUGGCCCGUCACUACGAGACCCGCUUCACUGAGGAGAGCAACAAGUACAACUCGGCCCUCGCCGACAAGAAGAAGGCCCAAGAUGAAGCCAGGGAACUCGCCAAAGAGUUGGAGAAGCUCCGCAAAGUGUACGCGGACACCCGCAAGACCCUGGAGGAGGAGAUGCUGUGCCGCAUCGACAUGGAGAACACCGUGCAGAGCCUGCGCGAGGAGCUCUCCUUCAAGGACCAGGUGUUCCAGCAGGAGCUGCAGGAAACCCGCACCCGCCGCCAGGUCGAGAUCUCGGAGAUCGAUGGACGGCUGGCGCAGCAGUAUGAGGCCAAGCUUCAGCAAAGCCUCCAGGAGUUGCGCGAGCAGCAGGAGGCCAACAUCAAGGCCAACCGCGAGGACAUCGAGGCCAUGUAUGAGAACAAGAUGAAGAACCUGCACGCUGCCGCCAACCGCAACAGCAACGCCGCCACCGUGGCAGUAGAAGAGCUCCGCACCAUGCGCACACGCAUCGACUCACUCAACUCUACGCUCAAUGACCUGGAGAAUAAGAACGCCGCGCUCAGCAACCGUUGCCGCGAGCUGGAGCGUCAGCUGGAGUCGGAGCGCGCUCGGCACGCCGAGGACCUGGCCUCCCUGGAGCAGGAGCUGGCGCGUCUGCGGGACGAGAUGGCCGCGCAGCUGCGCGAGUACGCCACGCUCAUGGACAUCAAGAUCUCGCUCGACCACGAGAUUGCCACCUACAGGACGCUGCUCGAGGGCGAGGAGGACAGGCUGAACUUGACGUCGCAGUCGCCGGGCCGUAGCGAGUCACGCGCGUCAGCCUCUGGCGCCAGCGCGAGCGGGCGCGGCACGCCGGGCCGCCGCGCCACGCCGCUGCGCGCCGCGCGCAAGCGCACGCUGCUCGACGAGAGCGAGGAGCGCAGCCUGUCCGACUACAGCGUCACCUCCAGCGCCAAGGGCGACCUAGAGGUCGCCGAGGCCUGCCCCGAGGGCAAAUUCGUCAAGAUCCGCAACAAGGGCAAGAAGGAGCACAGCCUGAGCGGCUACCAGGUGGUCCGCAAGGCGGGCGAGCAGGAGACCAUCUUCAAGUUCCACCGCACCGUGAAGCUGGAGCCGGGCGCCGUGGCCACGGUGUGGUCGGCCGACACGGGCGCCGAGCACGACCCGCCGCGCGACAUCGUCAUGAAGGGCCAGAAGUGGUUCGUCGCCGACAACUUCACCACCGCGCUGCUCAACAAUGAACAGGAGGAGGUCGCCAUCUCGGAGCGCCAGCGGAGGCAGGUCAGCACGAGCGCGCAGCGACACCGCGAGCUGGCGCACAAGUUCCCCCGCCGCGAGCAGCUGGGCGAGAUCCGCGAGGGUGACGAGAACUGCCGCAUCAUGUAACGGACUCUCGGCCGCCAGGUGCCUCCCCACCUCUUACGCAAUAGGAUUCCUUGCAGCCCGACACACGACUCACGUGGCCGUGGCCUAAAUUGGGCUUUUCUUGUGCAAAAAGUUAAAGUGCAGCCACCUACCUACCCGCGGCUCACCCCCGUACGGUAUAAACGUGAGCACGACUUAGACCACGGCCAAAGUAUUUCAAAAAUGUUCACGGGACGAUUGCUAGAACUUGACUGGCUUGAAUUAAUAAUGUGUGAGCUUUAGGGAAUUGAUUUUAGUUUGAAACAAUCAUUAUUUUGAUGUCAAAUGACAUGUUUUUUUAUGAGUAAAUAAUUUAAUGUAAAAGUACAGGCUUUUGGUACGAUUUGUGGUGCUUUAGAAAUAAAGUUACGUCCCGUUACUUACUUUAAAGCUGGUUUGAGCACUGAUAAAAUUUACCAGAUAGGCUUGUUAGAUUGACUGAAGUCAAGUGCAAGAAAUAGCACUUAAUACAGCAUUAUAUCUCCGAUUUUGUAAUAGAAAUGAACGGCUAGUCUUAAAUGGCCUGUUAGUUGAGUAGCUGACCACUGCCGUUUUAGUGUAAUGGCACCCGUGAACAGAGUACAAACAUUGUGGUUCACAUUAUUGGUAAGUAUAGCAACAACUUUAAUGAGCAUUGAAUUAAUUCCUUCACAAUGCCGCUGACAUGAAAUGUUAUUGUUAUAAUUAUAAUAGUUGUGCGUCGACAUCCGCCUGCCCGGCGCUGCGUUGACUGGGGAUCUCUUCUAAAUGUCACUCAAGUCUAGAUUUUGUAUUGUUGUCCAAGAAAUAAAACUGUUACGUAGUAAAAAAUGUGUGUGUCGUGGAACACUCGUUUUAAACGAAGAAUAUGAUUGAUUAGACAUGUUACCGAUUAACAAAUACAAAAAAAAUAUCGACUCUGCUCACAAAAUUUCACAAAUCAGUUCAAAAAUGCGACUCACAGGCAGGGAGAACAACUAAACAUAAGAAAACAUUGUUGAAUUGUUGUACAAGCUAAAACUGAUACGCCCGCGCUUCACACUCGUUAAGCAAUCAAAAAUUUGAUAGUCAGCAAACGAGCAGACAAAUUCAAGUCCAUAACUGCUAUCAAAGAUCCCCACUCAAAGUAUCGCCUUCCCAGUGGCGCUUAAUUUUUUACUUUUCUUUUUAAGUGAGACUUUUGUAUGUUAAUCAUCAUUUUGUGUUUGCCAUAAAUCCCAAACCUAUUUUUAAAAGAUUCGAUGCUCAUUUUAACGUUUUUGUCAGGAAUUAUAAAAUUUAGUUUCUAUAAAUGUCAUUUUUAAUUCUUAAGAAAUUGUCUUCUUGUGUAGGAGAAUAGAUUUUCAUUACUUAGAUAAUAUAUUGUAAUCAUUAAUGAUUUUAUCAAGAGGGGGAGAUACAAGAGUUGUCACGCUAGUCUUAAAAAAUCAAUGUGUUUUUUUUUACAAUUUUUGUCACUAAUCUGCAAAUGACUGUUGUAUCUUUCCAGAUGUGACUAACUGAAUCACGUAAUAUUUUUUAAUAUAGGUAAAACAAAAGUAUACAAUAAGUUGCGUGCAUUUAGAUUAACGCCAACACGGAAACAAAGUAUAGGUACAGUCGACUAAGUAGAUUAUACUAAUGCACUAGUUGGUAAUUAAUUUAUCGAUAAUCAAACGUGUCGGCGUAUAUCAAACUCGCUAAGUUUGAAAAUUAAGAACUAAAUCAACUUAUAUACCAUAAUAUGUACUAGUACCAAGUUUCGAUGCAAUUUUUAUAUGCGUCGACACAAACCUAGAGUGAAGUAGAUUAAAUCUACACGAUUGUUGCAACUCCUACAGCAUUUGUGUUAUUAAAUCAGUGUAAUGAAUCUUUCUAUGUCUGAGUAAUUUGUUAAGUCCAGUAUUUUGUUCACAUUCAAUGCUAUUUUACACUAAAGUAAUAUAGGUGCAAGUCUCAAAUGGAAGGUUCUCAUGUAAAAUAUUACGAAACAGUCUCUUUUCACAUUGAUGGCAAUUGGAAAAUAUUACGGAAAAAAAUGUUCAACAUAUUUUUUAUUGAGAGGAUUGAAUCUGAUUCAUUUUCAUAUUCACUUUGUUAUUAAAUAAUCAUGAGACCCUUAACUUUGACCGUUUAUAUCUUCCAUGUGUAAAAUACACAUUAUUUGAAAUAAAGAUAUAUUUAGGUUUA
This is a messenger RNA of Cydia fagiglandana, 4135 nucleotides long. RefSeq names its product lamin-C-like. Gene Ontology annotation, molecular function: structural constituent of cytoskeleton. Gene Ontology annotation, biological process: nuclear pore localization; protein localization to nuclear envelope; nuclear envelope organization. Lineage: Eukaryota; Metazoa; Arthropoda; Insecta; Lepidoptera; Tortricidae. Bases 122 to 1969 code for a protein of 615 amino acids. Gene Ontology annotation, cellular component: nuclear envelope; nuclear lamina. The record is from RefSeq and is a predicted model, not a curated record. The transcript has 11 exons.